AUGUCGGUGCCAGCAAAGUUCAUCGAUGUGGUGGCCGUCGGCGAGUCUUGCCCUUCACCAUCCGAAUCCGAGCUGGGAAAGAGUGUGAACAUGGCAGACUCAUGCACCACGCUCCCAGCCAGCGCGAGUAACGGCACUAUCAAGCUUGAAUCGCCCACCACGGUGUCCUCCGACGAGCCCAACGAGCCCGAUGUGGAGAAUGCCUCAGAGGACGGAAGCCCACAUUCACAUUGUCAUGGCGCCGAUGGAAAGUGCACUUGCCCCAGUAUCUGGACAAGGACAACCUGUGGGCUUCCCCUGGGUGGCUUCUUCCUUGCCUUCCUGAAUUCCGUAGCGUCAAGCGUGAGCUACGGAUUUUUCUUGGGAUACAUGGGCCUCGACUCCUACGUGGUGAUGUCCAUUGGCGCCCUCAUGAAGCUUCCGCAGGUGUUGCUUUUGCCCUUCGGCAUGAUGAAUGAUUGCUUCCCCAUCUGUGGCCAGCACAGGAAGCCGUACUUCGUUGCGGCAUGGAUCCUUUGCGGCACUUCGCUCUUGGUGAUGACUGUCCGUCCACUUCCCGAGCCCUAUUACUGCCAGCUUCCCGACGGAAGUUUUGACAUCAUGUCGCCACCAUGCAAUCCCGAGAUCCAUACCCUGAAGAACUGGUAUGUCUUCCCCUUGCUCGUCCUUGUUGCGGGCAUCCAGAUGGGCUGCGUGGCAGGAGAGGGGCUCCUGCUUGAGUAUUCCCAAAAGGAGCCAGCAAAGUGCCGAGGCAAGAUGAAGGCUGAGUUCACCAUGGUCACAAUGGGUGGCUCACUUCUUUCCUCCGCCUUCAUGGGGGUGUUCAUGAAUGGAAAGGAGUACUUGGGCACAUUCCAUUGGAGCUUGUCCUUCCGCAGUCUGAUGGCUGUGUGCUUAGGGAUCGCCAUUUGCAUCUUCCCCAUGAGCUUGUGGUGCGUCACCGAGCCCAAGAAGGAAGAGCGCCAAUCAUGCCGUGCACAUGUAAAAUCCUCCUGGAAGCUCGUCAAGAACAAGGGCCUGUCCGCCGUGCUGCUCUUUGCCUUCAUCAUGCAGUUCUUUUCCACCAUAUCAACGACUGCAGGGCCAAUGGUCCGGAGCCAAUGGGCUGGGGUGAAGGUCUUGCAGCAGCAGAUGUUCAUCAUGGGCAGCAUGCUGGUGAUGAUGUUGGCAACUUGGGUCUACAAGGAGUACUUCCUCCAGGUAAGCUGGCGCAAGGCGAUUCUUUUCGCAAUCCUGGGGGUGACGGUCUCGGACUCUAUCCCGACCUUUCUCGCAGUGUUCGAUGUCGUUCGAAACCAGUAUUUCUUCCUGGGUGAGGAUAUCCUGGGAGCUGUGCCGUCUACGGCACUCUCCUUGGUGUUGAACUUGAUGGUCAUUGAACUCGCAGAGCCUGGGCGAGAAGGCCUUUGCUACGGCUUGAUUGGGACUGUCAUGCAUGCCAGCCAGCCCAUCGCAACCGCCAUGAGCAAUCAGGUCUUCGGUCUCUUCCAGCCCAACCUGUCCGAUCCCCGCAACUACCUGGCAGACACACCCAGCUUCAGGAACACCGUGGCUUUGUCCUAUGCGCUAGCCUACGGUGCAUCCAUGCUUGGAGCGUGCGCGCUGCCCCUGAUUCCCAAGCAGAAGGCUGAUGUCCAAAGGCGCAAGAAGGAGUGGAGCGCCAGCCUGCCUAUGGCAAUUUUGGUGUUGGGCAUCCCAGCUCUCUGCCUUCCCUAUGGUGUUGCGGUGCUGCUGCUCAGCUCCCAGCCUGAGACAGCAUGCAUGCGCUGGAUCGGUGGCCCGGGCUGCCCGUAA
Symbiodinium pilosum is the source of this 1794-nucleotide messenger RNA. The record is from the annotation of a GenBank genome assembly. Lineage: Eukaryota; Dinophyceae; Suessiales; Symbiodiniaceae.